Molecule: messenger RNA, 1074 nt
Organism: Cucurbita maxima (winter squash)
Lineage: Eukaryota; Viridiplantae; Streptophyta; Magnoliopsida; Cucurbitales; Cucurbitaceae
Product: E3 ubiquitin-protein ligase RMA3-like
Exons: 2
Coding region: 144-926 (260 amino acids)
Biological process (GO): ubiquitin-dependent protein catabolic process
Cellular component (GO): endoplasmic reticulum
Molecular function (GO): ubiquitin protein ligase activity; ubiquitin-like protein conjugating enzyme binding
Source: RefSeq, a predicted model, not a curated record
UUUCCCUUCCUAGGUCUCUAUCGCGCUAGAAUUGUCAAGUGUUGUUCUUGAAUUCUCUGUGUCGACAUUUUUUUUUUGAUUCCCGUUGGUGGUUGUUGAUUGAAACCUUUCGGAUUUUUAUUUAACGAACUUUUACUAUUUCCAUGGAUCAAACCUAUUCUGCAUCUGAGGCUUACUUAGAGUCUGAACAUGAUGUCUCUCUUAAGCAAAACUGGAAAUCUAUGUCAGCCCAGUCAACUGUAUCCGAAGAUGCAAAUGGUUGCUUCGAUUGCAACAUUUGCUUGGACUCUGCAGCUGACCCUGUUGUCACCCUCUGUGGUCACCUCUUCUGCUGGCCCUGCAUUUACAAAUGGUUUCAUGUACAAAUCUCCAGCAACGAAACCGAAAACACACACAACUGCCCUGUUUGUAAGGCUAGCAUCACUCUCUCCUCUUUGGUUCCCCUCUAUGGCCGUGGCAUGUCGAAUUCAGAUUCUGAAUCCAAGAAGUCUCAUUUGGGUAUAACCAUACCUCGAAGGCCACCACCGUCCAUGAACACUCCGCCCCAUUCUAAUGCAGCCUCUGCAUUGCAUCCUAGUGAGGAACUUCAUCCAAAUUAUAUCCGCUCGCCAUUGCACCGGAUCUAUCACCAACAAUAUUUCCCUCAGGCAUAUGGUAACUUUGCCCCAUACGCACCAUCUUAUCUCGGCAAUGCCAUGGUAACAAGUCUGCUAAACCCGACGAUUGGGUUGAUAGGAGAAACGGUUUACACAAGAAUUUUCGGUAGUGCAGAUGGGAACUUGUUGCCUUACCCGCCUUACAAUCACUCGGUCGCAGGGAAUAUUGGCACCAGAAUGAGAAGACAGGAAAUGCAGCUUGAUAAGUCUCUGAAUAGAGUUUCCAUCUUUCUAUUUUGCUGCUUUAUCAUCUGUCUUCUGUUGUUUUGAACUGGGCAUAGAUGUUUCUUGUAUGGAGAAGCAUCAUAUGAUAUAAAGACAAGCACAGCUAGAAUUUUGCUAGAUGAUUUUUACGGUGAGAAAUCAUCGAUAUGUACAGAAGGCUCAGCUAAUAUCACAUUAUUUAGUAGUUUCUUUU